Messenger RNA from Papaver somniferum (opium poppy), 1737 nucleotides. RefSeq lists its product as uncharacterized. Bases 299 to 943 code for a protein of 214 amino acids. The record is from RefSeq and is a predicted model, not a curated record. The transcript has 8 exons. NCBI's taxonomy places the organism in Eukaryota, Viridiplantae, Streptophyta, Magnoliopsida, Ranunculales, Papaveraceae.
UUUGCUAGUCAAACGUUUGCAGUGGUACCAAACACAGAUGCAACAAGGUCUUGUCUUCUUCUUUGUUAGAAAGCCUGGGUUUCCACUAGUUGCUUCCGCAAAAUGACCACCGCCAUGAAAGCCGGCUCGUUCCAGAUCAGUAGCAUCUCUUACGCAACCUCCACAAUAUUAAGCAGCAUUUUUCCAUUCUACUCCUGUUUCUAAUCGAAAAAGACGCACCUCUCGGGGUUUUGGCGGAGGAGGUGGUUCUAAGGGUUCCCGAAAGAGGCCUAAGAAUUAUACAAAAAGAUUCGGAAAAAUGCAUGCGAAGGAGACAUUAUUACGCAAUGCUAGUGCUUUUGCAGAGUGCCUAUUCCAGAGUUGGCGAGAUGAUGAUGAUAGCCAACCAUCUUCCAGUGAAGGCAACUCAUGGUUCAAAAGAUACUGGCCUAAGGAACCUAAGAAGAACUCAACUGGUUCCCAGGGAUCUCGAUGGGAAACUUAUAGGGGUAGAAGAGAAUUUCUUAAGUCCACCAAGCAAGCAAGCAAGCAAGCAUUGUAUUAUAUUUCAAUGCUCGCAUACUUAUGCUUUCUAAUCUUGUCGAGGGAAGGAGUCUUUCAAUUCUGCGACGCCAGCGAUGAAGAAGUUGAGACCAAAUUUGGAUCUGCUUUUCACAGUAGGAGCUCUCAGAAUACGAGAUACAGAUUUGAAGAUGACUAUGAAACCUAUGAAGAUUUCAGUGAUAGUUCCAACUCUUCCGCUUCUGAUUUAGCAUCCGACCGGCUAGCCCUUGGGUUGAGUGCAUUUGGUCCCCUAAAACUCAACGAUGUCAAAAACGCAUAUAGAUCGUGUGCCCUUAGGUGGCAUCCAGAUCGUCAUCAAGGUUGCUCAAAGGAUCUUGCAGAGGAAAAGUUUAAGCUCUGUAGUGCGGCAUACCAAUCUUUAUGUGAUAAAUUGAAUUAGAAAUAAUACAAUUUCUGAUCCUAUCAACUAAGCAUGAGUGCCUCCUUAAAAGAAUAGUUCUCUGUUCAUGGCCAACCACACCAACCAUAUACUGAAGUGACGCUGCAUAAAAUUGUUCUUGGCGGUUGUGAUCUUAUAAGGUCAUGCAUGGUGUAACACUUCGGUCAAAGGAGAAGGUGCCAUCUUCCAUCCCAUGCCAGUGAAAGCCAUUUUCAAUAUCUGAAUAUAAGAAAACAAGGUAUUUGAUUUUUCUUGUAAGGCUAUUCUGUUGGCAUUGUUAAUCUAGAUACACUGGUUUUAGUGGGAACUAGUAGAUCGCCCUUGCCAAUUGACCUGCCAUUUCGAUGUUUAAGUUUUAGCCUCAAAUCUGUGCUACCUUGAUAUUUGAGAAGCAACUCCCCCAAAACCUUGCCAUUCCAAGUUGCUAAAGAAAAAUUGAUGCCCUGGUAAUGUAUGUAACAUCAAUUUUCGAGUGUGUGCCAUUGUAUCUUGACAUGGCUACUAAAUUGGAUUUGCAUAGGGUCUAACAGUUUGCCUCUUAGGGUAGGAUCAGUCAUUCAUUCAGAACAAGUCAUGCGGAAGAAUUCAUAUCUGUUCUUGCCUUUUUGAAGACUGGGUAUUCCGGGGAGCUCAGUACCUUGGUUAUUUGAAUUUGUUUUUUUUAAUAAGGAUAAGUUAUUAGUGUUGGAUUUCUUGUCGAGUUGUUUCCAUUUUGUGAGGAAAUUUGCUCUGAAUUGUAUUAAAACUGACAGUUGUCCUCAUAGUUUACGAAAGAGAUGAGAAUUGUAUUAAAA